Messenger RNA from Ictidomys tridecemlineatus (thirteen-lined ground squirrel), 7899 nucleotides. It is a transcript of the gene Impg2, whose product is annotated as interphotoreceptor matrix proteoglycan 2. NCBI's taxonomy places the organism in Eukaryota, Metazoa, Chordata, Mammalia, Rodentia, Sciuridae. Gene Ontology annotation, biological process: visual perception. The record is from RefSeq and is a predicted model, not a curated record. Gene Ontology annotation, molecular function: hyaluronic acid binding; heparin binding.
CUUUCAUAGCAUGCUGGUUAUUUCAGAAAAGAAGUGAGAGCUACUCUGAGAAGACACCAUUUUAUUCACACUAAUUUAUAAUGAUUUUGGAGUGGCUGUCCAUUCUCAAACACAAACUUUUAAAUCUUGGACCUUUCCUGUAACAAUUUGUUACUGGAAUUUUCAAGUCUUUGUAUGCUCAGUUAAGGAUUUUGCCCUCUUUUUAUUUCUUUGAUUUUGGCUCAAAUGAUUAUGUUUCCUCUUUUGGGGAAGAUUUCUCUGGGUGUUUUGAUAUUUGUUCUGAUAGAAGGAAACCUUCCAUCAUUAACAGUACAAACCUACUUGGUUUUUGAAGAGAUCCAAGAAACCAAGAGUGCAGUUUCUUUUCUCCUGCCCAAAGAAUCUACAGAACGUUCUCUACCUACUGAGAAGCAGCAGCUUCUGGACCACAGAGAAGCUGAAAGACCUUGGUUCCUUAGAAGGCGGCGAUCUAUUUUGUUUCCUAAUGGAGUAAAAAUCUGCCCAAAUGAAAGUGUGACAGAGGCUGUGGCAAACCAUGUGAAGUAUUUUAGAGUUCGAGUGUGUCAGGAAGCUGUCUGGGAAGCCUUCAGGACUUUUUGGGAUCGACUUCCUGGGCGUGAGGAAUAUCAUUACUGGAUGAAUUUGUGUGAGGAUGGAAUCACAAGUGUGUUUGAAAUAGGCACCAAUUUUAGUCAGUCUGUGGAACACAGAAACUUAAUCAUGAAGAAAUUAUCUUACACAAAGGAAACCAUCAGCAGUUCCUGCAAGGACCAGGCCUGUGGCCCUGAAUCGUCAUCCUCAGUUCCUGUUGGUGAUACCUCUACAUUGGGAGGUACUGCUCUCAAUGUUCCACAUCCAGGAGUGGAUUCCUAUGAAGGUGCCUCAGAGAGCAGCUUGGAGUCCUCAGAGGAGAGUAUUAGCAAUGAAAUUGAGAAUGUGACAGAAGAGCCCACAAAACCAGCAGCUGAACAGGUUGCAGAAUUCACUAUCCAUCUUCUGGGAAAGCAAUACAAGGAAGAACUACAGGAUCCCUCCAGCUCCUACCACCAACACCUUGCAGAAGAGUUUAUUUCAGAGAUUGAAAAUGCCUUUACUGGAUUACCAGGCUACAAGGAUAUUCAUGUUCUUGAAUUUAGGUUCCCUAAGGACAAUGGCAGUGGUUUAGACGUUCAUUAUGCAGUUACCUUCAAUGGUGAGGCCAUCAGCAAUACCACCUGGGACCUAAUCAGUCUCCACUCCAACAAGGUGGAAAACCAUGGCCUUGUGGAACUGAAUGAUAAGCCCACUGCUGUUUAUACAAUUAGUAAUUUCAGAGAUUAUAUUGCUGAGACCCUGCACCAGAAUUUUUUGCUGGGGAAUUCCUCCUUGAAUCCAGAUCCUGAUUCUCUUCAGCUUAUCAAUGUGAGAGGAGUUUUGCUUCCCCAAACUGAAGAUCUAGUUUGGGACACCCAAAGUUCAAGUCUUCAGACAACACCUCCAUCUAUUCUGGACAAUACCCUUCAAGCUGAAUGGCCCUCAGCAGAUGAAUCUAUCCUCAUCAAUGCUUCACCACUUGAUUUCAAUUCCGGUCCUCCCUCAGCCACUGGAAGGGAAUUCUGGUCAGAAAGUCCUUUGGGCGAUUUAGUGUCUACACCUAAAUUAGCCGUUCCCUCGAAGGCAGUCCGUGGUUCUUCCCCGGAAGUGUUAGAGGUUAAUAGCUUGACUCUUCAUUCUGUCACCCCAGCAGCACUUCACAUUGGCUUGUCUGUGGCUUCUGAGGAGAGGACAUCUGGAUCCCACUUAUUAGAAGAUGCCAAUGUUGAAGAAUCACAAGAUAUUCUUUCUAUUGAUCCAUUGCCUUCAAGUUCAUUCACUCAACAUGUGCCAAAAGAAACAAUACCAUCCAUAGAAGACUCUGGUGUGUCCUUGACAUCCUCACCAUAUCUGACAUCUUCUGUUACUUUAGAUCUUGAUCAAGAAACACCUUUUGGCUUGAACUCCUUGGAUUCUGAAGUCAAAGAUCAAUUAGAAGUGAGCCCUUCAUUUCCAGAUACAUCCAUGGAAAAAGAGUUCAUAUUUGAGAGUGGUUUAGGUUCAGGAUCUGGGCAAAGGGUGGAUCUGAUUACUUGGCCAUGGAAUGAGUCUUUAUUGGAGAAGAACACUGAACCACUGUCCAAGUCAUGGCUUGAAGAUGAAAAUUCACUUUUGCCAACCGAAGGUAUAGAUGAGAAACUAGUUAUGAAUGACAAAAUGGAUUCCACCUACCAAAUUAUUGAGCAUUCAAAACAUAGGCCUGAGGAUGGAUCCACAAACUUUGCAGAGGAAGAGCCCCUUGGUGGACCUACUGUGCGAAUUUUUGCAGAGUCUGCAACUCAAUCUGCAUCUCUGAAUUUUCCCAAGCACACAUCAGAGGUACCUGACAUUGAUUAUAAUUCAGUUACAAAAGCAUCUGUAGCAAUUUCUGCUUCUACUGAUCACAUAAAUGCCUUCCUGAAAGAGAAUAUAGAGCAAACUACAGAUUUAUCUAGCCCUGAGCAGUUUGACAGCAAGAGUUCAGUGGUAAAACCAGAUAUACAGCCUGUGUGGACCGUAUUGCCAGAAUCAAAUACAAAUGGAGCAAGAACAUCUUCCCUAGAAAAAUUGUCCAGAGACACAUUGGCAAGUACACCACAGAGUCCUGACACAUUCUGGUUAAAAGCUUCCAUGACACAGUCCGCCAAAUUUCCUCCAACCACAAGCCCCACCCUGCUGGAGGAUGAAGUAAUUAUGGGCGUACAGGACAUUUCAUUAGAACUGGAUCGUGUAGGCACAGAUUACUAUCAACCUGAACUAAUCCAAGAGCAAAAUGGCAAGGUCAGUGGUUAUGUGGAAAUGUCUACAAAUAUUAACUCCACAGAGAUGGCUAUUGUGGCUCAGCCCACAAAAGGCGAUGACUUGAGUCACACCCCAACUGCUGGAGCUUUGGUGGUUUUCUUCAGCCUCCGAGUGACUAACAUGAUGUUUUCAGAGGAUCUGUUUAAUAAAAACUCUUUGGAGUAUAAAGCGCUGGAGCAAAGAUUCUUAGAAUUGCUGGUUCCCUACCUCCAGUCAAAUCUCACAGGGUUCCAGAACUUAGAAAUCCUGAACUUCAGAAAUGGCAGUAUUGUGGUGAACAGCCGAAUGAAGUUUGCCGAUUCUGUUCCUCCUAAUGUCAACAAUGCUGUGUACAUGAUUCUCGAAGACUUCUGCACCACUGCCUACCAAACCAUGAACUUGGCUAUUGAUAAAUAUUCCCUUGAUGUGGAAUCAGGUGAUGAAGCCAAUCCUUGCAAGUUUCAGGCCUGCAAUGAAUUUUCUGAGUGUCUGGUUGACCCCUGGAGUGGAGAAGCCAAGUGCAGAUGCUACCCUGGAUACAGGAGUGUGGAUGAAUUGCCUUGUCAGAGUCUCUGUGACCUACAGCCUGACUUCUGCUUGAACGACGGAAAGUGUGACGUUAUGCCCGGGCAUGGGGCCAUUUGUAGAUGCCGGGUGGGUGAGAACUGGUGGUACCGAGGUGAGCACUGUGAGGAGUUUGUGUCUGAGCCCUUGGUCAUAGGCAUCGCCAUAGCCUCUGUGAUUGGACUUCUCCUCGUCUCUUCGAUUGUCAUCUUCUUCCUUGUCAAGACUCUUCAGGCUCAGCAUGUCCCAAGAGAAGGAGAGCGGCCCUUCCGCAGGCAGCCAGACAGCCUCUCAUCCAUUGAGAACGCUGUGAAGUGCAACCCUGCGUAUGAAAGCCGCAAGGCCAGGCGUGAUCAAUAUGAGGAACCCUAUGCUCAGCAUGCCUUCCGCAGCUCUGCUAAGGAAGCAGUGAUUGGUGGUUUGAGCAGAGAAGAAAUCAGACAGAUGUAUGAGAGCACUAACCUUUCCAAAGAGGAAAUUCAAGAGAGAAUGAGAAUUUUGGAACUGUAUGCCAAUGAUCCUGAGUUUGCAGCUUUUGUGAGAGAGCAUCAAAUGGAAGAACUUUGACCCAAACACCCGUUUUGACACUAAUUGGAGCCUACAGAAGAUGGAGACCACUUGUUAUCUAUGUCAUAUCACUCACCUGGAUUUUGAACACUGUUGAGAGAAGAGCUUUCUAUUAAAAAAUUUAGUAUAUGUGGGGCAUACUUUUUUUCCCAGCUUAAAUUUUCAGAAUGUAGUUGAGAUGUGAUGAUUUUUAUUUCUACAAAGACCAAGAACUGUGUUUCCAGAAAUUCAGAGCUGCACUCAUUCUGAAAAGUAUUAUGGAAAAAAAAAGUCAGACCUGAGACAUAAGGCUGCAAUUUCUGUCUGCUUCUGUAUCUUUGAGGGUGUCUCCUAAGAACUGUGCCUCAGGUUUCCCAAUAGGAAAAUAAGGUGAGCCUAUUACAAGGAGUCAAGCUUAGUAAGUCAAUAUUUUGUAUCAUGCUUGUUAUUUUCAAGUUGAAGGGGAAAGACAUUUAUUUAAAUAGAAUGGUUCUUUUUGUUUUUGUACAAACUGCCGAAGAAAAGAACAAUCUUCUGCUGCAAAAUAGAAUUAGGUGUAUAUUUGAUGCUUCUAUCAGGAUUUUGAAUUUCCUGGGCAUAUUUAACGGUAUUAUUUAAUUUCUUCAAUAUCCUAUUUUUUAAGCUUUCCAGAAUAGUACACAUGUAUAACAUUUAGACAGUUGCUAUUAGUAGAAAGAAGAAUUUAAUCACGUGGGCAGGGAGGGAGUGGGUAUGGGAUCAAAGCCACAGCAUAGAUAGCAAGUUUUGCUGAUGGAUUGAUGGACUCAGUUAGUACCAACAGGUUCCCUGACUGCUUCUGAAAUCACAAAAUGUCUUGGACAAAUCCUGGUUCUUCUGUAGUUGCUGGCAUUUUAAUUUGGAAAACAGCACUUCACUACCUCAUGUUAGAUUAGCUCAUUGGUGAUGCUUCUCUUUUGUAUAAUAUCUCCUGUAUAUAUCCCUACUUACACAAAACAAGAUGAGACUUUCAUGGCAAUUAAAACAUUCUUAAAAUUGUAUAAGUUAGAAAAGUUCACACUGUACAUAAAUUUUGACUGAAAAUAGAAGUCAAAAACUCUUCUUUGCUAGUUUUUUUUUUUUUUCUGAAUGGGUAGCUUUGGGAAGGAGCAAGGAGAACGCUAAAUAAUUAAUACAAAAUUGCAUAGGCAGUAGGUUAUUAUUAAUGCAAAUAUAUUAUGUUGGACACCUUCAUAUUGCCAAAAAAAUCUUGAACAUUUUGAUUAAUUUCCUGACUGGAUAUAAUUAACCAGAGGUAGAAUAACUAUAAGAUAAAAUACUUGGUUCACUUAUUUUUCUCAAUUUGAUUACUGCCAAUUUUACUUGUUAUGAGGUCAGCAUAAACUAAAUAUUAGGGCCAGCUACAUGCAUUGUUAACCUAGGGAAAACCAUUAAGCUAUCCAGGCAUUUUGCAAAGUACAUAUGGGUAACAUUGCCCUCCCCUCUCCUCCCCGUGUGUGUGUGUGUGUGUGUGUGUGUGUGUGUGUGUCUGUGUGUGUAUAGCUCCCUAAUCUCCAUUUAAUAUUUCUUUUUGUUCCCUAAUCACAAAAUGGAUCCUCAAGUAGUUUAACAUGGAUACAAGCCAUUGAUGGGAUAUUUUCUUCUAGAUGAAUUUGAAAAAUAAUUGAUAAUUAUUUUAAAAAUAUUUAAGUAUUAUAAAGAUAGUUGUCACUACUAAAUGCUUGAUUUUAUUUGUGAAACUUCCAAAAUUUUCUGCUUAAGAUUUUAAAGUUUUUUCCCCAAAACUUAUUUGUGUUGGAUGAAAUUAGAUGAAAAAAAGUUUUUGUUUGUUUUUAGUCACAAAUUAACCCUAGAAGGCAACUCUUUGAAUGAGUGCUUGCCACCCAUUUGAAUUCUAGGUGGACAUAAAGGUUGUCCAGAGUAGUUCACCAUGUGAAGCACUUAGGAGAAGUACAGACUGAGCCAAAGUAGGAUCAUUGUUUUCCACAAGCCAAGCAGUGAAGAGGGGAUUUGGGAAUUCUGACACACAUCACUAUUUCUGAUUUCCUUUUGCAUGACCUUGUCAUGAAAAAGCAAAUUACUUAGCCCUACAUUAAUGUCUGUUCCAUACCAGUGAAAUGGAAGAGUGAAGGAAUUAAGAAAAAAACAAACAAAACAAAAAAAACCCAGAAGGCCUUAGUUUAGGAAUAAAGAGUUUCAUCUUACCUUUUCUGUAGCUGAACUACAUUGAAAAAGACUGCAAAAUGCAGUUUCCCCAGUAACAAUCCUCUGCUCUGUGAGUAUAAGAGCUUUCCCCAAGACAAUCUAAGUAGUUAUUUUAAAAUCUUAGGCCAGACUCUCAUUUAGGCUGUAUGAAUGAAUAGUUUGAAAUAUUUUGACGAUUGUCAUUAACCUACCAAUAUAAUAUUUAGUAAGACUGUCAACUUAUUUGAAGACAAUAAAAUGCAGUAAAGUACUAAAAAUGUAUGGUAAAUAACUCAAACUUAAUUUUUUUCCAGAUUUAUGAGGUACUAUAGAUUAUUUAGUCUUAUAGAUGCAGCCUCUAUCAUUGAGUUACAUGAUGCUUUUUUCAUGGGUUCUGGGUAAAUGGAAAUUUAUUUGGUAAACAGGGCUCCAUUUUCACCAUUGCAAUGACUGAAGGGUAUUUGUUCACAUUCAUGAGGCCUAACGUCAUAUUUACUUCACACAAUAAGACAAGUGUGGGUUUUACCUGAUUUUAUUUCCACCUCUGUUUUUAAUUCUUCAAUAUUUAGUCAGUCUGGAUCGGCUUCCCACGUCCUGUUUUUUGUUUUGUUUUGUUUUGUGGCUGCGUAGUGAAUCAUAAUGUAGGUGAACAGCGCUGACUUAAUAUUACCUCUGACAAAACAAUGGAAACUACACAAGUAUUUUUUUGUAGACUCUAAAACAUAAAAAUAUGUUCACUUAUAUGAUACCUGAGCUAGUUAUUCAUUUGUGUGCUCAUUUUCUAAGUUUGCCUUUCAUUUCAUCCAACACAAAUAAGUUGGCAGCUGGUACCUUUGUGUCAUUUUCAUGUUUUCAACCAUGGGCACCUUGACGUCUCUCAGUCCUGGAGUGGAUUUCCAUUUUGCAAUGGGAAGGGAAGACAACAUAUUUAUUUCAUAAGGAAACAGCUGAUUUAGGAGAAUAACUUAUCUUUAUUAAAUUGAGAUGUUUUAGCCAAGAAUAAUAUGGGUCAGGUUUUUUUCCCCCUCUAAUAUGUUUCUAACAAUUCCCAGUAGAAACGGGUGGGGCCAAUCUUCUUCAUUUAUAAUCCAGCUGCAGUGAGUCAGGAUCCUUGCUCAUUCUGUUCCCAAAUGUGUGAUAAACGCAGAAAAUUGAUGUGAAGGUCGCAGUCUUCAAGUCUGUUGCAUUGUGUUCCAUAAAGCAUCCUGGCUGGAGGUGGGAAAGUGGGAGAGUACCAUAAUGUAAUUGAUGAUUUAAAGAAUUUGCCUGGAAAUUUUUUUGACCCAUGAGUUUUUAAAACCAUAUACUACUACUCUUAUGAGUUUAAUAAGACAAAGUUAAACCACUCACUCAGGAUAGAUUUAAUCUUUUCCCUCAACUACAUAGCUUUUACUACAGCUGAGAUUAAAUGAUUCCUCAUCCUAUUUUUUCCCCUUUCUUAUAUUUCUUCUUUAGUGAUUAAAGGCAUAUAUAGGAAAAAAUAAUAAUGGUAUCAGAGGAUAUAGGUAUACUUAUAUAUAAAGACUGUGAUUCUUGUGCAAUAGUGUACAACCCUAGUUUAUGUUCAAUGUGGAGUAUGGGUAAUGAAGGAUUUUUCUUUUUCAUCUUACUUAUAAUGAUAUUUUAUCCUAAAUGGGAUCAAAUAAAUUCAUGUUACUGUAUAAUUUUCUUAAAAAUGUCUAGUCUUAAUAUUAGCUAAUUAGAAACAAACAUUUUCUUUACAUUUAUAAAAGUGUCUUUUCUUGUGUAUAUCAGUGUGCUAUUUUCAUUAGUAAUAAACAUGCCUUUCAAGAA